CCGGCCAGGCCGCGAUGGCGACCAAGAAGGCGGGCUCGCGGCUGGAGACGGAGAUCGAGCGCUGCCGCUCCGAGUGCCAAUGGGAGCGGAUCCCCGAGCUCGUCAAGCAGCUGUCGGCCAAGCUCAUCGCCAACGAUGACAUGGCCGAGCUCCUCCUCGGGGAGUCGAAGCUGGAGCAGUUCCUGAAGGAGCACCCUCUGCGGCAGGGGGCCAGUCCCAGGGGCCCCCGGCCGCAGCUGACCGAGGUCCGCAAGCAUCUGACCGCUGCGCUGGACCGAGGGAACCUCAAGUCAGAAUUCCUACAAGAAUCCAGUCUGAUCAUGGCCAAGCUGAAUUACGUGGAAGGCGAUUAUAAGGAAGCCCUGAACAUUUACGCACAAGUGGGCCUGGAUGACCUGCCGCUCACGGCGGCGCCUCCGUACCGGCUGCGGGUGAUCGCUGAGGCCUACGCUACCAAAGGACUGUGUUUAGAGAAGCUGCCUAUCUCGUCUUCUACCAGUAACCUCCACGUGGACCGGGAGCAGGAUGUCAUCACCUGUUACGAGAAAGCGGGGGACAUCGCUCUCCUGUACCUCCAGGAGAUAGAGAGGGUAAUACUUUCUAAUAUUCAGAACAGAAGCCCCAAGCCUGGCCCUGCUCCCCACGAUCAAGAACUAGGGUUUUUCCUAGAAACAGGACUUCAGAGAGCCCAUGUCCUCUAUUUCAAAAAUGGGAACUUGACGAGAGGAGUCGGGAGAUUCAGAGAGAUCCUCAGAGCAGUCGAAACAAGGACCACUCAAAACCUGCGAAUGACGAUAGCCAGGCAGCUGGCAGAGAUCCUGCUGCGGGGCAUGUGUGAGCAGAGCUACUGGAACCCCCUGGAGAACCCGCCCUGCCAGUCGCCUCUGGACGACCCUCUCCGGAAAGGAGCCAACACAAAAACCUACACCCUCACCCGCAGAGCCCGCGUCUACACAGGAGAGAACAUUUUUUGUCCUCAAGAAAACACUGAAGAAGCCCUGUUGUUAUUGCUGAUCAGUGAAUCAAUGGCCAACCGGGACGCUGUGCUGAGCAGGAUCCCCGAGCACAAGAGCGACCGCCUCAUCAGCCUGCAGAGUGCGUCUGUGGUCUAUGACUUACUGACCAUUGCUCUUGGAAGAAGAGGCCAGUAUGAGAUGCUGUCGGAGUGCUUAGAAAGAGCCAUGAAGUUUGCCUUCGAGGAGUUCCACCUCUGGUACCAGUUUGCUCUCUCGCUGAUGGCUGCUGGGAAAUCCGCCCGAGCCGUGAAGGUGCUGAAAGAGUGCAUCCGCCUGAAGCCUGACGACGCCACCAUCCCUCUGCUCGCCGCCAAGCUGUGCAUGGGCUCCCUGCACUGGCUGGAAGAAGCUGAAAAUUUUGCCAAAACUGUCGUCGAUGUGGGAGAGAAAACAUCUGAGUUCAAGGCCAAAGGCUACUUAGCUCUGGGGCUCACGUACAGCCUGCAGGCCACUGAUGCUUCUUUGCGAGGGAUGCAGGAGGUCCUACAGAGAAAGGCGCUGCUUGCAUUUCAGAGGGCCCACAGCCUGUCACCUACAGAUCACCAGGCCGCCUUCUACCUGGCUCUGCAGCUUGCCAUCUCCAGGCAGAUACCGGAGGCUUUGGGGUACGUCCGCCAAGCCCUUCAACUUCAGGGGGAUGAUGCCAACUCCCUGCACCUGCUCGCCCUCCUCCUGUCGGCACAAAAGCACUACCACGACGCCCUGAACAUCAUCGACAUGGCCCUGAGCGAAUAUCCAGAGAAUUUUAUACUACUGUUCUCCAAAGUGAAGUUGGAGUCGCUCUGCCGGGGCCCGGAUGAGGCGCUCCUCACCUGUAAGCACAUGUUACAAAUAUGGAAAUCCUGCUACAACCUCACCAACCCCAGCGAUUCGGGACGAGGGAGCAGCCUCUUGGAUCGGACCAUUGCAGACAGACGGCAGCUGAACACCAUCACUUUGCCAGACUUCAGCGAUCCUGAGACAGUGUCAGAUUCCUCCUCCUCCUCCUCUUCUCUCUCAAGAACCGAGUCUUCCCUCCACCUGUUUGUGUCUUCUCAUCUUCAUUCUCAUCCCAAACCCGACACCUUUGUGUGGUCCCCCGCAGCUCAUGCAGUCAGUGACUCUGGUCCCCGCCGGGAGCCCUCUCUCUGCAGCUCACCAGAAGCAUACUUUCAUGGUUUUCCCUCCCUCUUUUCAGUUAGCUCUGUCCAUGCCACGUCAGUAGCAGCCUCCAGGGUGGAGCAGGCUCUGUCAGAAGUGGCCUCGUCUCUGCAGAGCAGCGCCCCCAAGCAGGGCCCACUACACCCCUGGAUGACACUGGCACAGAUCUGGCUCCAUGCAGCGGAAGUCUACAUUGGCAUCGGGAAGCCCGCGGAAGCCACCGCCUGCACCCAGGAAGCUGCCAACCUCUUCCCGAUGUCCCACAACGUGCUGUACAUGCGGGGCCAGGUCGCUGAGCUCCGUGGCCACCUGGAGGAAGCCCAGCGGUGGUAUGAGGAAGCCUUGUCCAUCAGCCCCACCCACGUGAAGAGCAUGCAGCGACUGGCCCUGAUCCUGCACCAGCUGGGCCGCUACAGCCUGGCAGAGAAGAUCCUCCGAGACGCGGUGCAGGUGAACUCCACGGCCCACGAGGUCUGGAACGGGCUGGGCGAGGUCCUCCAAGCGCAGGGCAACGACACGGCCGCCACCGAGUGCUUCCUGACAGCCCUGGAGCUGGAGGCCAGCAGCCCCGCCGUGCCCUUCACCAUCAUCCCCCGCGUGCUGUGAGCGGCCCCAGGAGCGUCCUGCUGCCCCGAGGGCACACGUCUGCCACACUGAGGCCCCGUGGAUGCCCCAGGGACCGCCGUAAAGGAACCAAACCGAACCCGACGCACCGUUGUGUCCACACGCACCUCCCUGUCCUUUGCCAGCCGGCGAUCGUUUCUGAACCAACACGUGCUCAAUGGAUUAUGUGCCAUAUUUUGUCAGCUAGCAUCGAGUUUUCAGUAAAAAAAAAAAAAAAAAAAAAAAAAA
This is a messenger RNA of Lepus europaeus (European hare), 3008 nucleotides long. RefSeq names its product tetratricopeptide repeat domain 7B (gene TTC7B). Gene Ontology annotation, molecular function: protein binding. The transcript is spliced from 22 exons. The coding region runs from base 15 to 2762 and encodes 915 amino acids. NCBI's taxonomy places the organism in Eukaryota, Metazoa, Chordata, Mammalia, Lagomorpha, Leporidae. Gene Ontology annotation, cellular component: plasma membrane. Gene Ontology annotation, biological process: phosphatidylinositol phosphate biosynthetic process; protein localization to plasma membrane. The record is from RefSeq and is a predicted model, not a curated record.